This is a messenger RNA of Pseudovirgaria hyperparasitica, 1321 nucleotides long. RefSeq lists its product as uncharacterized. The transcript is spliced from 3 exons. The record is from RefSeq and is a predicted model, not a curated record. Bases 154 to 1161 code for a protein of 335 amino acids. NCBI's taxonomy places the organism in Eukaryota, Fungi, Ascomycota, Dothideomycetes, Acrospermales, Acrospermaceae.
CUGUGAGCUGGGGCAGGUGGAUACGCGGCCAUAGCUCUGGGCCGCCACUGCACAAUGCCUACUUAACCGCCACAUUGGCCGCUCUCAUCAGCUUACUCGAGUUCAGACAUCUAUCAUCGCAGAUACUGCUGUCUUGAGGACGAAACAGUCGAUAUGCCUGCCCCACUUGCCAAAGGCAUCAUCCUCGCGUCCGGCAUCAUCAUAGCCGCCGGAAUCGCCAUCUACGAGAGCCCUGAAUUUCGACGAUGGCUCGAACAAAACCGCCGAAAGAUCGCCGUAGCCUGGAACGGCCAGGGCGAUAGUUCGGCAAGGUCACAACAUUCAAGCAGUGGCACGACCGAGGAAGAAGAGCGUCGCAGACUACAGGAGAUGCUCAUUCGAAGACGACGAUCAGCUAUAAUUCGUAAGGCGAGGGACGAGGGUGUAGCUGUUGACUUGGACGAGCUGGCAAGCGUAGGCCAAGACGAAGGCUGGCAUACGAACCGCACUGUCAAGAGAGCUGACAGUGGCAAGAGUUUCGACGACAUUGUUGGUGCUGAUGGCAUGCUCAAGUCGGAGCGAAGGGCGAGAAAUAAAGCCGACAAAGCCGCCACAACUGCAAGAGAGACGACCGAAGAUCACAGUGGACUCAAAGCUAGAGGACGUGCCGAAGCGGGUUUGAAGUGUGGUACUCACUUUGCGAAUCCUUUCGCUGAUGAGUUGGAUGGUCUACAUGAUGAAAGCUUGAUUGGAACGGCCGAUGAUCAUACACAGGAAGCCCUGCAGUCACCCUCGACUCUGGCAGCCGAUACACCUAAGAUGAUUCCUGAUCAGAGCCUUGCUCACGAUGCCGGGGCUACUGCCAUACAUUCUCAAGAUGCCUCUGUCUAUUCCACGGAAGAAUCCUACCACUCCUUCGUUUCUCCUCCCCACUCCCGAGCCGCAUCCAUGUCAUCCGGUAUCCUUACACCGACGUCAGAUGGGUUUGCGACUGGUGCUUCCGUUGUCGGAACACACGCUGAUGACAUCGCCGUUAUGUCACCCUCCCUGCACUCGUUGCACAAUGAUGACGAUGCCAUGAGUGAAUUUAGUGAGGUUGGGCACGGGCGAGAUACUCCCUCCAGCUGGACAGAUGUUGGGAGUGAAGCCGGGAGCGAAUGGGACUUAGAACACCGCCAAUGAGAGGCAUCAUAGUUUGAACGCGUGGGACAGCUUUAUACCCAAAUUACACUUGGCGCAGAAUGAUGAAUUGGCGUUUGGAAGAUACUGGUGCAAAUCUUGGCCUCGCGGAUUUUCGUUAAGGAGUAUUACACUCGCUGAAAUUUGUAGUCUUACGUACACG